UCCUUUUCUGCUGCCAUGGCAACCACGCAAGGACUAGAAGGGACCACAGGGGCUGGCCCUGGUGUGUACCAGCCAGAGAAGUCUGCUGUUCUACACCCAAAUCUGUGGAAAGGGAUUCCAGAGAAGUUCUUGAAGGGGGAUCCUAAAGUCCUCGGGGUUGUGCAGAUCCUAAUUGCCCUGAUGAAACUCAGCCUGGGAAUAAUAAACAUUAAUGUCACAUUUCCACUUAAUGAAGUUCAUUAUUUGUCAGAGCAUGAGUUGUACAAAAUUGUGGGUCACAUUGUUUCAGGGUCCUUGUCAAUUGUAGCAGGGGCUAAAACUACAAAAGGUCUGAGUAUAGACGUUCUGGUGAUCCUGUUAAGUGUGCUAGAGUUCUGCAUUGCUGUGUCCCUCUCUGCCUUUGGAUGCAAUGUAACCUGUUGCCAUCCUGAGGGGGUUGUUUUUGUUAUGCCAUCAAAUCCUCACAUGGCAGAAACUGCAUCUUCUGCACCAUUUGCAGGAGGUUUGAUGCCACCGAAAGACCAACAACAAAAUGUUCCAGAAAAUCCAUCCUGA
Zalophus californianus (California sea lion) is the source of this 555-nucleotide messenger RNA. It is a transcript of the gene MS4A4A, whose product is annotated as membrane spanning 4-domains A4A. The record is from RefSeq and is a predicted model, not a curated record. The transcript is spliced from 5 exons. Gene Ontology annotation, cellular component: Golgi apparatus. Bases 16 to 555 code for a protein of 179 amino acids. Lineage: Eukaryota; Metazoa; Chordata; Mammalia; Carnivora; Otariidae.